Quercus robur (English oak) is the source of this 1277-nucleotide messenger RNA. Its product is annotated as membrane steroid-binding protein 2-like. NCBI's taxonomy places the organism in Eukaryota, Viridiplantae, Streptophyta, Magnoliopsida, Fagales, Fagaceae. Gene Ontology annotation, cellular component: membrane; endomembrane system. The coding region runs from base 116 to 715 and encodes 199 amino acids. The transcript is spliced from 2 exons. The record is from RefSeq and is a predicted model, not a curated record.
UUCUCAAGUCUCAAGUCCCUAGUCUCAACUGCUUUCAUCUUCUCCUCCUUCUUCUUCUUCAUUAUCUGCCUUCAUUAGAAUUUCACAUCCAAUAAGAAAAGAAAGAAGAACAGGGAUGGAGCUAUAUUCAAGAAUGAUGGAAGAGAUAACGUUUCACACUGGUCUAUCUCCAACAGCCUUCUUCACCAUCGCAGCUCUGAUGGUUGUCGUUUAUAGAACUGUGUGUGGCAUGUUCGUUGCUCCUGAGGAUUUCAAUAAGCCUCCCACAAUCACUGCCUCUGCCACAAACAUCAACAUCAGCAACAACAGUUUCGGCAACUUGAACUUUAACGAUUCCACCAAUGAAAAACCUGUUCAUUUGGGAGAUGUCACUGAACAACAACUCAGAGCUUAUGACGGGUCUGACCCCAAUAAGCCCAUCUUAAUGGCCAUCAAAGGUCAGAUCUAUGAUGUCUCUACCUCCAAGAUGUUUUAUGGUCCUGGUGGGCCAUAUGCUAUGUUUGCUGGAAGAGAAGCCAGCAGAGCCCUUGCCCUUCUUUCUUUUAAGCCUCAAGACAUUAAUGGAAACCUUGAAGGCCUGGAUGCUCCCGAGCUUGAAAUUUUACAAGACUGGGAAGAUAAAUUUGAGGAAAAAUAUGUCAAAGUUGGUCAGCUUGUCCCUGAACCAAUGAGGACUGAGCAGACACAAAGUGGAGAUAAAUUUAAAGAGAGUUAGAACCAGCAAGGAAAAAGAAAAGCUCAAUAGAAGCUAUAUUUGUUGGUCUGAACAGCUUGCUUCCAUUUCCCUGAUCUUUUUCAUGCUUUGGGGGCAUAUCACUGAAGGUCUUUAUCUUGUAGUGACUUACUGAUGGGUAGCUGCAACUUAAUGAGACUAAGAGGUGAUUUGUUAAAUAUGUGAGACCUUUGAAUUCUAUUUCUAGGAACAUGAUUUGUAAAUAUGUUUAAGAUAUGUUGUAGUCAGCAUGACAUGCACAAUAUGCUCCUUCCCUGUUGAGGAAUUUUCUUUUGGAUACUAGUAAUGCCUGCAAGGCUACUAUGAAGUGUCAUAAUAGUAGAACAGGCUGAAUGAACUCUGACCUACAAGAUUGCGGCGAAUCGAAAUAGUGCAUGGAGUCUCUGCAAGGGAUGCUUAAUGGGAUUGGGUUGUAAUUGGGAACCUUAUUAAUCCCUUAGCUUAGCAUUGGUUUGUAAAUAUCCCUUGUUAAUCGAACAGGAUCAUCUAUGCUUCCACAUCAUGAUCUUGAAUUUAACUACUAUCAGUCUCCUUUUUGCUGUCA